UUGUAUUUUGUUUUGUAAUAGAAGGAUUUGUCAAUUAUCUUUUUUUGAAUAAAAAUCACAGCAAUUUAUAUACUGUAAUGGAGUCUCAAAUAGAGCAGGUUCUUUUGCUAUGUCCGGAAGCUGACCCAAAGGAAGUUGAAAAUGAUUUAAACUUUACGAUGGAUUUUGAAACAACUUUAAAUAAUGCUUUGGAUGGUAAGCUUGGUAUUAAAUCUUCAUUAUUACCAUCAAAACGAAGUGUUUCUCCGAUAACAAUUUCGUUAGACUAUGACGAAUUGAACGAUAACAAAACCGAAGAUGGCGCUAUAAAAUAUACUAACCUUAAAAAAAUGCCUUAUCUUGGAUUGUCAACAGAAAAAGAUUCAACUGAUGAAGUUCUUGAUGACUCUAUUUUACUAAAGCCAGUUUUUGAUAUCAACACUAAAAAUUCCAAUUCUUCACCAUGCCAAGAUAAAAGUAACAGCUCUGUAAAGACUUCAAUUGAUUUCCAAGUACAUACAAAUAAGACAAACUGUACAAAUGGUCAUGUUGAUGAAACUGAAGUAGAUAGCUGUAGCUCAAAGACUUAUGGGAUAACAGUGGAUAAUUGUGAAUCUCAAGAUGAACCUGGCACAAAAAGAAGAAAAAGAACGAAAGAAGAAAUAGAAGAAAAGAAAAGAGAAGCAAUCUUAAAGAAAGCAACCAAAGAGAAGGAAAGGUUGGUAAAAUUUCAGGAAAAACAAAGACUUAAGAAUGAAAAGGCAACAGUAGUUCAGGAGAAGAAAUUGCAAAAAGAAAAAGAACAAAUGCAAAGAAAGGCUGAGAGAUUGACAAAAAAUUCUAACCAGCUAGAUGGUUGUCUUAAGUAUGUGACAGCUUCUUUGGACCCAGCGCUGCUACUUGAUGAAGUUUCCUCACAAACUGCUGGUCACAAGGACUGUCGCAAUGUAAUUCUUGAAAAGUUAACCUCGUGGGACAUAAAUUACGUCAUAACGUCACAACUAUUUCCACGAAGUGUCACGUGGCAGAGGGAAAUUUUUGAACAUACGGUGAAAGAUGACGAUUUAACGAUAAUGACGUCAAACCACACGUCAGAAGAAAAUCACGUGAUCGUUGUUUUACUUGCUGAGCAAUUUGUAGAAAUGAUCUUCUCAUCCAAACAGGAUUAUGUUGACAGACAGGUAAACCUGGACGAACGUCGAAAAACUUUGCUUGAUUUUGUUAAACAUGUAAAACACGUGUAUGUAGGAAAGAAAAUCACUAUUUUUGUGAAGGGAAUGGAAAAAUAUUUAAGGAAUGUGAAGUUGAAAAAACAAAGAUCUUUUCGUGUUAUGGCCACUGGUGAGGCUCCUGUAGAUGAUGGUAAAAAAAAGCGAAGAAGAAAGAAAGUUGACGAUGUGUUUAAAGUAUCUACAACAGAUAUUGAAGAAGCUUUAAUUGAAUUGCAGAUAAAAACAAAUAUAUGUGUGUAUCACUGUGAAAAUAACGAUGAUCUGGCGAUGAAGAUUGCUGUGUUUACAAGAGCUGUUGCUGAGAAACCUUAUAAAAAAUCUCUCACAGACAGCAGUGGAUUUUCUUUAGAUUGUUUGGACAAGACCUCAUUAAAGGUUUCGAAAGACGGUAAAGGUUUAAUAAAUGUUUGGCGUCAACAAAUUGAACAGUUGAAUAAUGUCUCUCCUGAUAUGGCGGCUGCUAUCGUUUCUCGAUUUCCAUCACCACAAAUACUGAAACAAACUUAUGAUAAAUGUCAAUCUAAGGAUGAAGGAAUGUUCCUGCUUCAAGAUAUUUUGGUUCGACGCGGUGGUGGAUCUACUGCUACGAGCCGAAGGAUUGGUCCUGAACUUUCUAAACGUCUUUACACAGCUUUUCAUUCAAAAGAAAGUGAUUGUUUAUUAAAAUGAUAGUAAAAGAAGUGAAAUUAUCCCAUCUUCUACUGGAUGUAAAUGUUUUUUAACAUAUUUUUUAUGCUUGAAUACUGAAAUACCACUUGUACAGGAAGUUCCAUUCCAAAUCGCCAUGGAAAAAUGACAAGAACGUAAUUAUGAUAAAUUAUACAAUUUCAUCAAUCUGGUAAUCAUAAAUUAUAUGUUAUUAAAUAAAUUAUGAUCGUAAUGUAACGAAGUCGAGUUAUACAGCUAUGAUUGUAAUAAAUUAAUAAUAUUGUGCCAA
Xenia sp. Carnegie-2017 is the source of this 2148-nucleotide messenger RNA. Its product is annotated as crossover junction endonuclease EME1-like. Gene Ontology annotation, cellular component: nucleus; Holliday junction resolvase complex. The transcript is spliced from 11 exons. Gene Ontology annotation, molecular function: DNA binding; nuclease activity. The record is from RefSeq and is a predicted model, not a curated record. Lineage: Eukaryota; Metazoa; Cnidaria; Anthozoa; Malacalcyonacea; Xeniidae. Gene Ontology annotation, biological process: mitotic intra-S DNA damage checkpoint signaling; resolution of meiotic recombination intermediates; double-strand break repair. The coding region runs from base 78 to 1880 and encodes 600 amino acids.